Molecule: messenger RNA, 2745 nt
Organism: Zootoca vivipara (common lizard)
Lineage: Eukaryota; Metazoa; Chordata; Lepidosauria; Squamata; Lacertidae
Product: disintegrin and metalloproteinase domain-containing protein 20-like
Biological process (GO): proteolysis; male gonad development
Cellular component (GO): sperm head plasma membrane; external side of plasma membrane; plasma membrane
Molecular function (GO): metalloendopeptidase activity
Source: RefSeq, a predicted model, not a curated record
AUGUUGGCUAUAGUUUGUCUGAUUUUUCUAAUACAUUUUUCUAAUACAUUUACUCAUGAAUUAGGACAUAAUCUUGGCAUGCAACAUGAUUCAAAAUACUGUACUUGUGAACGAAGUAAGUGCAUUAUGGCUGCAGCUCAGGCAAACACAGAUAAGUUUAGCAACUGCAGUUAUCAGAAUUAUUUUGAGCUAAGGAACACUCCAUGUUUGUUAAUUCCGCCAGAGCCUGAUAAAAUGUAUAAACUCAAACAGUGUGGUAACAAAGUAGUGGAAGAUGGAGAGCAAUGUGACUGUGGUUCACCAGAUCAAUGCAAGUUGGAUCCAUGUUGCCAGUCUAAUUGCAUGCUGCACCCAGGUGCCAGUUGUGCUUUUGGACGGUGUUGUGCUAAGUGUCAGUAUCUUCCAGCUCAUUAUGUCUGCAGACAAGAGGUUAGCAGUUGUGAUCUCCCCGAGUACUGCAACGGGACUUCAGAAUGGUGUCCUGAAGAUGUUUAUGUACAAGAUGGUGCCCCGUGUAGUGAUGGUGCAUACUGUUAUCAUGGGAAUUGCACAACUCACGAUAGGCAGUGCAAAAUGAUCUUUGGCAACAAAGCAACCAGUGCAUCAAAGGAUUGCUUCAAUAAACUGAAUGGUCAAGGGGAUCGCUUUGGCAACUGCGGCCUUAGACAUGGAACUUAUAAGAAAUGUAACACUACAAAUCUCCUGUGUGGUCGAAUCCAAUGUGAUAAUAUUGAUGAAUUACCUUCUUUAGAACAGCACAACACUAUAAUUCAAACACAGUCUGGAGAUAGACAAUGCUGGGGUACUGACUACCACAGUGGGAUGGAAAUACUUGAUAUUGGAGCAGUGAGGGAUGGGACUCCUUGUGGCCAUGACAUGAUGUGCAUUAAUAGGCAGUGCAAGAGUGUAUCUCUCUUGAACUAUGAUUGUAAUUUCCAAAAGUGCCACUAUAGGGGUAUAUGCAACACUUACAAACAUUGUCAUUGUGAUUAUGGUUGGGCUCCUCCUUACUGUCACAAAAAAGGCUAUGGUGGCAGCCAGGGUGGAUUUGAUUUAAAUCAAACUGAUUUAAAUCACGAUUUAAAUCACUAGUCAGCAAGGCUUGAUUUAAAUCAUAGUUUUCUACAUAAAGACUAAUUUUUGCUGGUAUAACUUUAAUAUGCAAGUAGAUGAAGAUUUUUAGAAUAACAACUGUUCAUAUUAGUUUUUUAUCCCCAGUUUAAUAGGUUAAUCAUUCAUAUUUGGACAACUUUACUGUUGUACUUAGGAAGGAGAAAAAUAAUCAUUACCUUAAUAAUAACAAUUUAUAUAGAUUUAUUCAACUGAAACAAUAACAUUACAGCAUAUGUUAUUUGCUUAAACAAACAUCCAUGCUUGUUAACUAAUUUGGCUAAACAAAAACAAAAUAUAUAUAUUUUAAGAAAUUUAGACAGUCAGCCCAGCCUACACAUGAAAAACCUAAAUACUAUCCACUCCAAACAAUCAGAAAAAUAUUGUUUCUACUCUAUUCACUGAACUUCUUGAAAUUUAGCACUGAAGGGGUUGUUUCUGUAUUCAUAGGUUUGUUGAACAAUAGGAUUAAGGUCUUUUUCUCAACUCUGUUCAUGUUAUAACAUUUUUGCUGUGAAGAAGAGGCAUGUGAUCUCUGUUGAGUCAAAUUCAGUUUUGAGAACUGCAAAAGUAAACCAAGCAUCUGUGAUAAUAUCUUGUAGGCAGAGAAACUGCCCAAUAAUCUUACAAAAACCUCUGGAAGAGCAUGGCAUUGUGAAUGGAUUAAUGGAAUUUAUUUACCCAAAAAAUUAAACAUAUACAACCUUAUUCUACAUAAUUAAAAAACUAAUCUUUAUUUCAUGAUGGAAUAACCUUUGGAUGGCAAUAUAUUUUCCUCGAAAAGCAUUUUAUUUUAAAAAAUCCAAUUUAAAUCAAACAAAUCGAUUUAAAUCAAAAAAAUCCGAUUUAAAUCAAAAAAAUCCUAUUUUUUUGAUUUUUUUAAAAAAAUCAUUGAUUUUUAUCCACCCUGGCGGCAGCAUUGAUAGUGGACCCCCUCCACCACAGAAUAUUUUUAGCCCUAAUUCCAGCAUAGCAGCAAUUACAGGAGUAAUUAUAUUUGUUUUUUGUGUUCUUCUUGUUCUGGGUAUUUAUUUCAGGAAGCACUUGAGAGAAAUGUUUGUCAGAUUGAGAGAAAGAAAGCAUGGGCAAGAUAUUAAAAAAGAAGAAAGUCCAGACUAAAUCACAGAAUUGAACAAUGCAUUGAAUGUGCCAAACCGAUGUGCAUGAAAUAAUGGACCAUAUAAUGCAGAAUGCGGCACCGUAGUUAAUACACUUAUUGGCAAUUAGAACUGCUGGGGAACAGACUACCACAGUGGAAGGGUAUACCUGAUAUUGGAGCAGUGAGAGGUGGGACUCCUUGUGGCAAGAACAUGAUGUGUAUUAAUGGCGAGUGCAAGAGGGUGGUCACUCUUGAAAUAUGAUUGUAAUGUCACAAAGUGCCAUUAUAGGGGAAUAUGCAACAGCUACCAACAUUGUCAUUGUGUUUCUGGCUGGGCCCCUCCUGACUGACCAAACCUGAUACUGGAGCAGUGAGAGAUGGGACUUCUUGUGGCAAGAGCAUGAUGUAUAUUAAGGGGAAUGCUAGAAUGUGCCCUUCUAGAAGUAUGAAUUACAAAGUGCUGUCUUUGUAUGCAUAUGAAAUAUAUGAAAUGUAUGAAAUAUGCAACACACACACAAAUUGUGAUUGGGAUUAUG